GACAUCAGUCCAAUGAGCGAGCCCGGCGCCUCGCCCGCGCUGUGGGGUGCACAGGGUCUGGCAGCCCUUUGGAUGACGUCCUCGCAAGUCUUAGGCGACGUGCGCCCAGCCAGUGCGAUCAGUGGCUUUACCCGGCGACCGGAGGUGCCGCUUGAGUUGCUGCUGCUUUCUGCAGGGGUUCAGCUACGCACUGGGCAUGAAGGCUGUUUCCAAUCCCUUCGUGGCAUCUUGGCUGCGGCUGUGGGGAUGGCCAUAGCGCUGCUGCGGCAUCUGCGCUCCGAUGGUGCCGGUGUGACUUGGAGCAAAGCUGUUGGUUGCCAGUUGCUCCUGCUUCCUUGGUGGGAUCCAGAUGGCUGUCCACUUCCAUAUUCAUCGGUUGCCUCUGCUUUGUUUGCAGCGCUGCUGGCUGUCACUUGCAGCUCCCUGGAACGUGGGCUGUUGACCCUGGACCGGCAAGGACGGCUUUGGCAGUUCGCUCUCCUGGUUUGGUUUGCUGCACUCAUCCCCAGUGGCUACAUCUUCCUAUUUUCCGCUGUGACACCGGCUGCUCGCGAGCUGGUUUGGACAUGGCCCCUGGCGCAGCUGGUGGAUAUCCUGCUAGGUGCAUGUGUGGUUGGGAAGCCUUUUGCCAGUUGGCAAGGAGGUGCAGCAGAUGUUCUCUGCCUGAUUCUGGUGUUGGUGCUGUUGCUACCCAUCGAGUCCCUGCAGGGCUUCCAGGCCGCAAAGCUGGGCAGCCUAGGUCUGGCAUUGACGCUAGGGUCUGCAGGGGUCAGCUUGCUGGCGCGUUUUUUGGCGCAUCCAGCCUUGGUAGGACUUGGCAAGACCUCCUGGGAGGCGAUCUUCCUGUGUGGACCGUUGUUAGAGAUGUGCGGCCAAUACUUGGGCCCCAAUUUUCAGAGAAGUGCUCCAGGUUUCCUGGCCUUCAACUUCUGUUUGUGGACCUUGGCCUCAAAUUUGGCCACGGGGCUUAGGCUUUGCAUCCACAAGGCCUCCUCCGAUCGUUUCCGGACCAGCGCUUGCGAGUAAAA
Cladocopium goreaui is the source of this 1028-nucleotide messenger RNA. The record is from the annotation of a GenBank genome assembly. Lineage: Eukaryota; Dinophyceae; Suessiales; Symbiodiniaceae.